Molecule: messenger RNA, 3560 nt
Organism: Oncorhynchus nerka (sockeye salmon)
Lineage: Eukaryota; Metazoa; Chordata; Actinopteri; Salmoniformes; Salmonidae
Exons: 2
Coding region: 184-1170 (328 amino acids)
Biological process (GO): G protein-coupled receptor signaling pathway; detection of chemical stimulus involved in sensory perception of smell
Cellular component (GO): membrane
Molecular function (GO): odorant binding; G protein-coupled receptor activity; olfactory receptor activity
Source: RefSeq, a predicted model, not a curated record
GGGGGUGGGGGUGAGUAAGAGAGAUAAUUCUCUCACUCAGACUAGACCAUUGCAUUGAAUGUCUUGGAAGUACUCAGAUUGAUGAGAUGAUCACUCAAUUUUUACACGUGUUGGAAACUAUGAGAAGAAAGAGGCCACGAUGAAAAAAUCCAAUACCCCAAAUCCAGUAUCAGAAGAGGGAUAAUGUCAAUACCAAACGGGACUGGAGAAACGGGCGCAAAGGACUACACCUAUGUACGGGUUUGUGCGUCGACCGUCUCCUUCAUAAUAUUGGCGUUCUUCAACAUCGUCAUUAACUGGACUAUAGUGCGCGAGGAGCGACUUCGGGGCCAUGCGCGCUUUGUGUUAGUUUUUCACCUGUUGAUGUCAGCUCUGGUGUACUUUGGGAUGUGCUCUGUUUUCUACCUCCAGAUUUACCUCGGCGCCAGGCUGGUGGCAUCCAUCUGUGUGGCCAUGGUAACUGUCCUAAUCACCAGCGCGUCCAAUAUACUCCUGACUCUCACUGCUAUGGCGCUGGACCGUUAUUUUGCUGUCUGUCACCCUAUGAAGUACAGUUCUGUCUGGCAUUGGCCCUGGUUAGUUGGACUACUGACGUGGGGGCUCGCGCUGGUUAUUCCCCUCACUCUGCUCCCCAAGACGGAGCUGGACGCAACUGGUCCAAAUGGGGAAUGUGGACGGGAACAGCUGAAGAAAGGUGAACUGAAAAAAAUCUUGCUGAUAUCUGUGUGUACGAUAUUGAUUCUGUACAGUUAUGUAAGGAUACUGUUUGAGGGGAGAAGGUUGGGGGUGAUAAAUCGACGCAAUAGUGUCGGAUGCAAGACCAUCGCCCUGCACUUUACUCAACUCGCCGUGUACAUCCUCCCCAACUUUGUGCUAAUAGUUAUCCAGAAACAAGAACACCUUCAGUCGGGGACCAAAGAACUGUCAGCGGUGGUGAGCUUUGCCUUCUUUAGUUUGGCGCAGUGCAUAGCACCAAUCGUCUACGGUUUGCGUAAAGAGGAACUCUUGGAGCAGGUGCAUCGCCGGUUCCCUUGUUGUUCCCGCCACCUGAAAAGCGUUCUCGAGUGGACCGUGCGUGCCACGACGCCUCGUCUGCAUCCACAGCCACGAGAAAGAACAUUGACAUCCCAGACACUCAUCUCACUGGAGCCUCCACAGACACCAGUAUAAGGGAAGAGGGAGCCCUCACUACUAACUCAACUACCCCUGUAACAGACCCAUCAGUAUGUCUCCAGUGCUCCAUAGGCUGGGCUAAAUACGUUUUGUACCAGACUGAUACUGCCACCCAAAUGCCAUGGAGACGCUGGUGGAAUGGAGGGUGUAGCAACUAGACAUCACAACACAUUUGGAAGCAUAUUGUAUAUCCAUACAGUGUGGAUUCACCCUCUUUUGCUGAUUCAUUCAUACAGUACUUGAAUAUCCAGCAUCUGCACAAAGCUGUGAAAGUGCUUCUGUUCUACCCAGGAUGUAGUGACUUUAUAUGAAUGGGUAUCACUAUGAACAUAACGGCCCCAGACCUGUAUUAUGUACAGUGUCAGAGAAGAGUCCAACGAGGUUUUGACUAAUUGGACUGAAAAUAUACCGUACAAAACAGUGGCACAGCCAGAUGUAUGGGUGGGCCAAAAAUAUACACUACCGUUCAAAAGUUUGGGGUCACUUAGAAAUGUCCUUGCUUUUGAAAGAAAAGCAAAAAAAUGUGUCCAUUAAAAUAACCCGCAAAACACCAGUCUCGACGUCAACAGCUAAGUGGUGACUCCGGGAUGCUGGCCUAGGCAGAGUUGCAAAGAAAAAGCCAUAUCUCAGACUGGCCAAUAAGAAGAAAAGAUUAAGAUCGGCAAAAGAACACAGACACUGAACUCUGCCCAGAAGGCCAGCAUCCCGGAGUCGCCUCUUCACUGUUGACGUUGAGACUGGUGUUUUGCGGUUACUGUUUAAUGAAGCUGCCAGUUGAGGACUUGUGGAUCUGUUUCUCAAACUAGACACUCUAAUGUGCUUGUCCUCUUGCUCAGUUGUGCACCGGGGCCUCCCACUCCUCUUUCUAUUCUUGUUAGAGACAGUUUGCACUGUUCUGUGAAGGAAGUAGUACACAGUGUUGUGUAGCUAGCUAACACAACAUAGUUAGCUAACACAACGUGCCAUUGGAACACAGGAGUGAUGGUUGCUGAUAAUGGGCCUCUGUACGCCUAUGUAGAUAUUCCAUAACAAAUCAGCCAUUUCCAGCUACAAUAGUCAUUUACAACAUUAACAAUGUCUACACUUUAUUUCUGAUGAAUUUGAUGUUAUUUUAAUGGACAAAAAAUUUGCUUUUCUUUCAAAUACAAGGACAUUUCUAAGGACAUUUCUAAGUGAACGGUAGUGUAUAUAUUUUUCCUACAAUAGAGGAAAAUGUAUAGUUUUAUAGCUCAUUUCAUUCUAUUCUACACAUUUUGCCAUGAGGCUUAGAGAAAUUUUAUAGCUAAUUGAAGCAACAACGAAAAAAAUAGGUGUGUUGAUUGUGAUAAAGGCACUGGAUUAUGAGCUGUCUGGUGUGCUAAAUGAACAAAUGAAAUAAACCGUGACAUGGUGUAUAUAUAGCCAUAGAAGCACAGUGACAUUAUGCCUCAAUGCAGUCAUAUUCGUGGCUUUAUUGGGGGUGUGGCUUUCAGUUAGUUAUUUUUGGCAACCCACCCCGUGAGUGAAUGUCAUUCCAGUGAAUCUGUUUUUAUAUUUCAUCAAAUCUGACUAAACCAGUGUUUGCUAUGAAUUUUAUCUUAUGGUGUUUGCAAGUUUAGGUAAAAACACAAAUAAUGUCCCGUUUGGAAACCAGACAAGUAAAGAGCAUUUUUGCUCAAUCUCGUUGGGUGGGUGUGGCUCCCCUGCGCCUACUCGGCUAGUACAAAUCCCCCAGAAUUGACUGCAUGAGCAUUGUGCAAUUUAGCCUACUAUGCAAAAGUUGAUUCCUUUCAUGAUAAUUGAAGCAGCAAUGACUUUUUUUUGUGAGAUAAAGUCAAGACAAUACGUACUACUUGAAAUGAAAAGACUCCAAUGAAUUCAAGCAGAAAGCCAGAUUGAACAUUAUUGCCCACCCCCACCAUAUGGACCCGUGACAGAUUUUCAGUAAUACAAGAGUUAAUACUGUGAACAGCAUGUGAUCUGGAACAGUAGCAGCUCUGUGGUUGAGCUCGUGUACAAGGGGAAAUUCUCAACGGCAAACCGCAAGAGUUCCUCAUUACUGGCGCAGCAGAUAGCCUACAUGCAAAAACACAACCAAACUAUGAUUCAUUUACAUUUUACAUUUAAGUCAUUUAGCAGACGCUCUUAUCCAGAGCGACUUACAAAUUGGUGAUUCGUAGUGCACAUUCACAGAGGAUGAAGCAGGGGACAAUGUUUGACAUCGACACAUUAUCAGUCUUCACACACCACAACUCAUUCCUGUAAUUGCCUGGUUAGGUUCGGUAAACGAGGAUGUUGAUGAGGUGAAACUAAGAUUAAGGUUCAGAUGAGUGGACUGGAGGGGUUUACCUGCUCAGACCCACAUUACACAAGGUUUUAAUCCUGGACUAUAAAGUGCUUUUAAUGAA